This is a messenger RNA of Heterostelium album PN500, 774 nucleotides long. RefSeq lists its product as uncharacterized. The record is from RefSeq and is a predicted model, not a curated record. Lineage: Eukaryota; Evosea; Eumycetozoa; Acytosteliales; Acytosteliaceae. Gene Ontology annotation, cellular component: mitochondrion. The coding region runs from base 1 to 774 and encodes 257 amino acids. The transcript has a single exon. Gene Ontology annotation, molecular function: oxidoreductase activity, acting on single donors with incorporation of molecular oxygen, incorporation of two atoms of oxygen.
AUGAUAUCAUUAAGAUUAAAGAAUUUAAUAUCUAUUGCAAAACAACUACCUUUGCCAUCACACAGUAAAGCAAGUCUCGAGUUGGUCAGUGAAUUACAACAGUCUUUUGAUCAGCUGACGUUAGAGGAUUUGAAUAUAGAUGAUCAGACCGAUUUGACAUCAAACAAACUGUUGUAUUUGAAUCCUGCUUAUAAAACACCGUAUGGAUAUCCGAUCUCCUACUACCCAUUACUCGAAAACAAGAGUUUCACACUCUCUAUAUUUGCAAUGCCAAGAGGUUCAACCAUUCCACUACAUUCACAUCCACACAUGCAGAUACUCAGUAAGAUGUUAUAUGGUUCAAUUACAAUCGAUUCUUUUGAACAAUUACAAGAAAAUGAAAAAGAUAAUAAUAAUGAAACAAAAACAACAACAGUAGGUUCAAUCAAUUCAAAUAUAAAUACAACAACACCACAAUCACAAUCGAUAAGUGCAAUCUAUCGUGGAAGACAAGUAAUGACAAAAGAGAAUUGUAGGAGUUUUCUUUCGCCUGAUUCCGUCCUGCAUAGAUUCCGUUCACUCGAGAGCUCUAGUGCUAUUCUGGAGUUGCUAUUCCCGCCAUAUGAGUAUCCUCAGAGAAACUGUACAUAUUAUAGAGAGAUGGGUGCACCAACUUCCGAUGGCAAAGUACGUUUUCAACCGUUUGAACCAGACUUUUAUUGUGCCUCACACAAAGAUCAUCCAGUGUUGGAUAAACUAAACUUUGAACUCAAAAACUUGUACAGUGAUCAAUGA